Trichobilharzia szidati is the source of this 3813-nucleotide messenger RNA. Lineage: Eukaryota; Metazoa; Platyhelminthes; Trematoda; Strigeidida; Schistosomatidae. The record is from the annotation of a GenBank genome assembly.
CUUUGUGUUCCGUGGAGGCACGUUUGAAAACGCUCCUUUCAUCUCAGGUUUCAUGUGGACCCUACCCUCGACAUUUCCGGAUUAUUAUCUCAAUAACUAUUUAGUCGCCGUUACAUUUAGAAUGUAUUUAAUUAGCUUGUGCUGAUGUUUCCAGUUUUCUCUGUCAAGAAGAUCUAGUUAUUCAAGCGAACUAUGCUCAGAAAAGUUAUGACUCCCGGAUUUUAAUUUCACUUAUUGCUUUACCGUGGCAUGAUGCCUGACCGGUCUUAUAGUCAGGCAAAUAGUUCUGAUGACAGUCAUGUAAUCUCAAAUACGACCAGCUUCUGUGAACUCACUGAUCAUGUGUGUGCUGCUGAUAACAGUCUCAGUCGUCUUUCACCACCAUCUGCUACUUUUUUAAUUCAUGGAUCAGAAAUGCCUCAUCAUGCUCCUGCUCCUCCAGUCCGAUCUUCAAGUACACUGCGAAAAAAGGAUAAGACCGUUUUACCCCCAUCAAAGCCGUUGCCGACUCCACCAGGAAAGGAAGAGAAGAAAAAGAAAAAGAAGGUAAAAAUGUUCCGUUUUCCAAAAUUUGGCCGAUCAGAAAAGACUGAACCACAAAUAUCCGGUCCAACUGAAGUUACGCAUAAUCUGCAUGUAGCAUUUGAUAAGUCAACAGGCGAAAUUAAGGGUCUCCCAGCAUCAUGGCAAAUGCUUUUAACAGCAUCAAAUAUCCCGCGUACAGAACAAGAGAAAAAUCCAGAAAUUCUUCUCGGUGUACUUCAGUGUUUUGAUGAAUCAGCUAAACACAAAGAUAAAUAUAUGACAAAUGUAUCUGUUCUUACAAACUCAUCUGGUUCUGUUGAAUCAAUGAAUUCCAAUUCUCGAUCAUGUUCUGUUUCAUCACAAAGUAUGCCAAUGGUUCCUAGUCAUUGUGAUAUAAACUGUAUGCACUCACCAUCCUAUCCAUCAGCUGCAUUUAAUUCUACAACAUCAAUAUCUCCACCGAAUUCAGGUGAAGAAAACUUGAUUAUGUCAAUGGCUGAAACUAAUUUAACAGGAAUGGCUAUAUCAUCGAGUGGACUUCCAACAACUACACAUUCUUGUGCUGGUAGCACUAGCAGUGGUCGUGGUAGUAGUUGUACAACGAAUAGUGGAAGUGUUGGUGGUCGUGGUGUAAGCGGUGGUGUUCCAAAUGGUUUAAGUGCUGCAAGUUUAGUAGAAUUAACUUCAAGUCAUUCACAUGGAUGUCCAUUAGGUCCUGGAAGAAGAACAAGUACAGGCGGUGCAGUAUUUCUGGGUAGUCCAACACGUGCAUUUGGUGGUGGACGUGCAAGUGGUUCAACAAUACCUGAAAUGUCACCUUCACUUGGUGGUAAUCAUAGAGGUAUUAGUGAUACAGGUGAUAUUGCACGUUCCGGACCGAAUUCUAUGAUAUCAUCAGCUAAUUCAGGAACUCUAACAAAUGGACAACUGCUUAAUCAUAGUCGUCAUGCUAGAGAUACAAAUUUUGUUGGUGAUAAUCAUAAUGGUCAUGCUGCAGUUUCUGUACCUAUUCUUCCAAUUACAUCUGGUGUUAGUCUGGGUGGACUAAGUAGUAGUCGUAGCAGCGGUUGUUCCCUAUCCUGUUCAGGUGCUAGUGGAAGUGUUAGCAUAUCUGGUCUAGCAAAUUCUAUCAGUAUGGUUGGACAUUUAAUUAAUGGUACAAAUAGUAGUAGUGGAAGUAGUCCAACAAGUGCACUUCCACCGAGUAUGAUGCUACCAUCAUCACAGUCAACUUCAGCAUAUAACAAUAACAAUAAUAAUAAUAAUAAUUGUUGUUCAUUUGGAUCUUAUCCAUCAUCCUCAUCAUCGUCGUCUCCACCACCGCCGCCUGUUCCACCUCAUGCAACAACAGCUGUUAUAAGAAAUUUAGAAUAUUCUGAAAAUUCUGUAAAUAAUAAUAACUUUGAUAUUGGUGGUGUUAAAGAAGAAGGUACAUUAAGACAUGCUUCUUCAUCAUUUAAUAACAAUAAUAAUAAUUCAAUUCCUCCUCAAUCUCGGGAAGAUUUAUUGGUUCCUGAAUCGUGUAUGAUGGUCGGUGGUACAUUUUCUGAUGAUGAUGAUGAGGAAGGCGAAGAGGAAGAUGAAGAGGACGAUGAAGAAGGUGUAGUAGUCGAGGCUGAAGAGGAAGAAGAAGAAGAAGAGGACAGUGAAAUUGAUGAACAAAGUGAAUUAAGCAAUAAUGAAAUAACUACAUCUCAAGUCACUGUUGAAUGGAUGACAAGCAGUGAGACUGGAAGUAAUUUACCUACACCAAUGACAAUGUCAAAAGAAUCUGAACAUGCUAUUAUAAACGAAAUUGCUGACAAUCGAAAUGGUGGAAUGACUUCUUCAAAUCGAACAAAUUCUUCACCUACUACAGAGAAUGUAACUACUAUAAAUACUGGUAAAGACAAUGCAACAGUAAAAGCUCAACCAAUAAAUUCUGAACGAAUGAUUCCACCAACUGUUCCUGUAAAACCACAAGGCUUAACUCAAGUAUUUCGUACACAACAACAACAGCAGCAACAAGCCAAGAUACAGCCUUUACUCGUCAACAACUCUGCUGCACCACAUCAACUUUAUAAAAAAGUUGAUCCUUCUGUGACUGCUUCUACUACUGCUACUGUUAACACAACAUCAACUACUACUACUACUGCUGGUGUUGCUGUCACUGCUACGACUACUACUACGGCUACUGCUGCUGCUGCUACAGCUGUUGAAGAUGUUGUAAAAUCUACUACACCAAGUGCACCAAGACGUCGUACAGGGAAUCAUCGAUUAACAGAUCAACAAGUACAUGAUAAACUAAGAGCUAUUGUUAGUAAAGGUGAUCCAUAUAAGAAAUAUCGUAUGGUAGAUAAGAUUGGACAAGGUGCAUCUGGUGUUGUAUAUAGUGGAUAUGAAGUAGCCACUGGUAAUUUAGUGGCUAUUAAACAAAUGAACUUAGCUCAACAACCUAAAAAGGAGUUGAUUAUCAAUGAAAUUCUAGUCAUGAAGGCUAAUCGUCAAGCAAAUAUUGUAAAUUAUCUUGAUAGUUAUUUAGUAUCUACAUCAGUCCCUUCCAGUAUGGAUCCUCAUAAUAAUAAUAAUGCUAACAAUAGUCUGAAUGGUUCAAAUCAUAAAAAUCAACAAAAUCAUAAUGAUAGUCUUAAUUCAUCAACGCAUAGCUCUGGUAAUUCAUCAUCAAAAGGCGAAGAAUUAUGGGUUGUAAUGGAGUAUUUAGACGGUGGUUCACUGACUGAUGUUGUCACCGAGACGUGUAUGGAUGAAGGACAUAUUGCAUCGAUAUGCCGAGAGAUUUUAUAUGCACUUGAAUUUCUACACGCCAAUCGUGUUAUUCAUCGUGAUAUCAAAUCAGAUAAUAUUCUACUUGGUAUGGAUGGAUCUGUAAAAUUGACAGAUUUCGGUUUCUGUGCACAAUUAAGUAAUGAUGGGACGAAACGUUCCACUAUGGUUGGUACACCGUAUUGGAUGGCACCAGAAGUUGUUUUACGCAAACAAUAUGGUCCAAAAGUUGAUAUCUGGUCAUUAGGUAUUAUGGCUAUUGAAAUGGUUGAUGGGGAACCACCCUAUUUGAAUGAAAAUCCUGUUCGAGCUCUUUAUCUAAUCGCUACUAAUGGUAAACCAGAAAUUAAAGAACGCGAUCGUCUAUCAAGUACAUUUCUUAAUUUUCUUGAUCGUUGCUUAGAAGUUGAUGUUGAACAAAGAGCUACAGCUAUUGAAUUAUUACAACAUCCAUUCAUCUGCCGAUGUGCUAAACCCUUGAGUUCAUUAGUUCCAUUGAUUAAUUUAGCGAGAGAACAAAAAUAA